Molecule: messenger RNA, 3029 nt
Organism: Amphibalanus amphitrite
Lineage: Eukaryota; Metazoa; Arthropoda; Thecostraca; Balanomorpha; Balanidae
Exons: 10
Coding region: 271-1434 (387 amino acids)
Molecular function (GO): oxidoreductase activity
Source: RefSeq, a predicted model, not a curated record
GCUGCGCCGGCGCCCUGGCUCCAAUCAAUACCUGGUGCGGCCGGCCCGAUCACAUGCUCGCGGCCUGAUCGAGGCGUGCCCGGCCCGGCGGCUGUUGUGUGCUGCGCCCGGCGGUCAGCAGGCACGGACGGACAGUGGGGAGGUGACCUGCUGGAGGCGCAGUUGCCCGGCGGAGGUCGGUAGUGCGGACGGCUCGAGUGGCAGGACGGUCACAGGCAGCUGGCGGAGGACUGGGGUCGACCGCAGAGCAGUGAGAGGAAGAAGCGCGGCAUGCCGCUCCACCAGGUCAGCAUAGAGUCGCCGGGACCCACCAUGAAGGGGUGCGUCUUCAACUUCGACGUGCCCAUGCCGGAGGUGCCGCCCUCCGGCGCCCGGAUCAGGGUGAUGUGUGCCGGCGUGUGCUACCGCUCGAAGCGCUCCAUGUCGAUCAACAGCGGCGCAUCGCUUUCCUCGAUCGGCUCCGACCACUCGAGCUGCAGCAACAAGGGCGUGCGCGACACGUCGCUGUUCCCCGGUUUCGAGGUUGCCGGUCAGAUUGAGAGCUUCGGUGAAAAUGUGGAUCCGAAAUGUGGUCUGAAGGUCGGCGACAAUGUCAUUGUGUACCCGUACAUAGGAUGUCCCGAAGGGUACGCCGAGUACGUGGCCGUCGAGGACGUCCAGUACCUGGUCAAGGUGCCGGACGAGGUACCCAUGCCGGUGGCCUCCAUGCUGCCCAGCGGCGGCCUGUGGGCCAUGAACUCUGUGUUCACCGCCAGACAAUACGUCGAGAAGCUGCUGAAAGAGCGCGGCGACAAAGGCAAGGUGAACGUUCUGGUGGUGGGCACGGGCGGCCUGGCGCUCUGGGCGAUCCGGAUCGGGCGCCACUACUUCCCCGAGUGGACCGAGGGCCAGGCGGUGCGACUGACUGUGGCGGUGCUGCGUGACGAGGGCCUGCAGAGCAUCACCGAGCAGGAGCACCAAAACGCCACCGACAUGUCGGAGGAGCCCGGAAUUCACGGCCGGGUGAACAUCGUCCAGUGGAGCGAGGACUGCUACGAGACCCAGCUGAUCGAGCGAACCAUCAACGCCUGCGAGGGCAACGUCGACAUCAUCAUCGACUUCGCUGCCAACCCGCGCUCCAUGAACCGCUCCCUCAAGUGCCUAUCCAAGGGCGGUGUGAUCGUGAUCGGCGCCGAGACUGCCCAGCGCUACGUCAGCCGGUUCGAGAGCGUGGCGCAGGCCAGCGAUCAGACCAUCGUGCCCGUCGAGAUGGGCUCCCUCGAGCAGCUGCACACACUCGUACAUCUCAUCGCCUCCAAAAAGGUGGAGCCGCCCCCUUACAACCUGUUCCCGUCCGACAAGGCUGAGGAGGUCUUCAUGAAGCUGGGCCGCGCCAAAAUCCACGGCCGCGCCAUCCUGCACUUUGACCCGAUCCCGGACGCCCCGGAGACGUGAACUGCGCCGGAACACAGCGGAGACCCGCAGUUGUACGGCGGAGGCGCGGCGCCACCUGUGGACAGUUGUACGGCGGAGGCGCGGCGCCACCUGUGGACAGUGUCACGGCGGAGCCGCGGCGCCACCUGUGGACAGUGUCACGGCGCCACCUGUGGACAGUUGUACGGCGGAGGUGCGGCGCCACCUGUGGGCAGUUGUACGGCGGAGGUGCGGCGCCACCUGUGGACAGUUGCGCGGCGCCACCUGCGGACAGUGUCACGGCGGAGCCGCGGCGCCGCCUGCGGACAGUGUCACGGCGGAGCCGCGGCGCCACCUGUGGACAGUUGCACGGCGCCACCUGUGGACAGUUGUACGGCGGAGGCUCGGCGCCACCUGCGGACAGUGUCACGGCGGAGCCGCGGCGCCACCUGUGGACAGUUGCGCGGCGCCACCUGCGCAGUGUCACGGCGGAGGCUCGGCGCCACCUGCGGACAGUGUCACGGCGGAGCCGCGGCGCCACCUGUGGACAGUUGCACGGCGCCACCUGUGGACAGUUGUACGGCGGAGGCUCGGCGCCACCUGUGGGCAGUUGUACGGCGGAGGUGCGGCGCCACCUGUGGACAGUUGCGCGGCGCCACCUGCGGACAGUGUCACGGCGGAGGCUCGGCGCCACCUGCGGACAGUGUCACGGCGGAGCCGCGGCGCCACCUGUGGACAGUUGCACGGCGCCACCUGUGGACAGUUGUACGGCGGAGGCUCGGCGCCACCUGCGGACAGUGUCACGGCGGAGGCGCGGCGCCGCCUGCACCCCGGCGCGGGCCGCUGAGCGGGACCGUGUGAGCGCCAGUGUUCAGCCUAUGACCGAGUCGGAGGCUCCGCGGCCACCCCGCGCAUGCAGGGUUUCCCGCAGGGACGGUGGUGUUCGCAAUAAUUUGUAGGAGCUGGUCGCCGGUGGUCGCCGGUGGUCGCCGGUGGUCGCCGGUGGUUGCGGUGGUCGCCGGUGGUCGCCGGUGGUCGCUGGUCGCCGGUGGCGGUGGCAGCGAUCCGCACUGUGCGCCCGACUGUAGGAGCCGCGGAGGUGAACCGCCGAUGGGUGGGUGGCCGGUGGACCGCCGAUGGGUGGGUGGCCGGAGGGCCGCCGUUCGGAGUGUAAGGCCACUCCGCGGAGCCGAGCUGAGCUGAUUCUGGUGCAGAUGCCCUCGGGGCGGUGAUAGCUGAGCAGUUGGCGCAAAUGGGACCGCAUGCGUGCGAGUGUAUGACAGGAGAAAAUGCGCUGUAUUUUUGUUCGCGGAACAAUGUGUCGUGGAUUCCGACGAGCAGUUGGGACAACGUUAGCAGACUGUGCGCUAUGUUUUGUCCGAUCGUUCAAAUAUGCUCUUAAAAGCUUAAUCAUUAAGUGCCCUGGCUUUCGUAGGAUUAGUUUUAGCGUUAAAGCUAUUAGAGAUGGAUGAGGCAGUGGACCCCUGUAUAGCCGCGAGGGCUCUGUGAAAUCCCAAACACACGCGCCGCCGGCCGCGCUGUGAAGGCUGGACAUUCGGUGUCCAUAUCUGCUGCAUACCGUUGUAAAUUGACUAAGUGUAUAGGAGCGUGUCCAAUACAUGCAGACGACAAUCGAA